Hypoxylon fragiforme is the source of this 1513-nucleotide messenger RNA. RefSeq lists its product as uncharacterized. The record is from RefSeq and is a predicted model, not a curated record. NCBI's taxonomy places the organism in Eukaryota, Fungi, Ascomycota, Sordariomycetes, Xylariales, Hypoxylaceae. The transcript has a single exon. The coding region runs from base 349 to 1014 and encodes 221 amino acids.
UAUGUACCUUAGGUAGCCACACAACCACCAAUAAUCUCAACCUUUCGCCUACUUAUACUAAGUUAUGUUAGACACAAUCCAUUUAAACUUAACAUUCUCUGUAGUAGGGACGAUAGACUGUCGCUAUGAAUCCUCUAUCAAAACCAAAGUUCAUCCGCCCGAAUCUAGUUCGAGUCUCCCUGGAGACCUCUGCGCUUGAAUAUAUUUCGCGGAAACAACGGGAUGCUAGACAAAUUAUCUACUGUCUCGAGGUGCAAGUUUCUGUUCUGGUCGCGAAUAUAGAAAAGGACUCUCGAUAGAAAAGACGACUGGGUUGAGUUGGAUAGGUGCGGGUCAUUUCAAUCUUCGAUGGGGAACGACGCCUCAAAAACGGGUUCUACACCUGCCAAUACCGACGAAAAUAGACACGAGUCCUCACAAGAGCCCUCUCUUGCCUCACUCCCAGCUUCUCUAGAUCAAAGCACCAUGAGCAGGCUAGAGUGUAAGCGAUAUCAGGUACCUAUUGCCAUCACAACAACAAACACAGAAGAAUUAGCGAGAGCGAGCACAGGAAGAUUGAAGGACCUCGAGCAUCACCGAGAUCCCAUCGACACUACUAUCAACGGCACUCACACAACAAACCUCAGUAGAUUACCGCAAGAUAGUCGACAACUUGAAAGCGUCUUGGGAAAUAUGUCGGAAAGGGAUGGAGCUAUCUCCACAAGCACCGAUCAAAGCCAUCAAUCCCCUGAGUAUCGAAGGGAGUCUACUACGAGUACCCAGGAAAAUCCUAGUACAUAUGAGAAGAGAAGCCCACGCAACGGAAAGUACCUAACAGUGCCCAACUUAUACCAAGAUCGCGAGCAGCCUAGGUGCCCGGCGUGCAGAUGGACGCUGCUCGGCAAGCCUUGGACUUCGCCGAGCCUCCCGAUUAUCGCAGUCACGGAUCUGAAUGGCGUGGUAAGAUACCCCUACGACCACAUGUAUUAUACGGAUGAGUCGGAUGAGAGUGACGAUUCGGAUGUUUGGGAUUGAGGGUAUGUGACGAGGUCCGUUUAGGGAGGUUUUUUUGUCAUUGUCCUUGUUCUGGUUGUUGGAAAUGUUGGAAAAGGGGACAUUUCGCCGUCGACUUUAUGAUGGUCAACAAAUGAAGGAUUGGCCUUAUCGUUACGGUGUCAAUACUCGAAUAUCGUACGUGCUAGGUUUGCUAGAGAUGGAAUUCGAUAGUCUCGAGGAGAUCCUAGAUAAAUGUACGAGUCGGUCUACCUAGGGUUAUGAGGCCCCCUGGGUUACCUCUCGAGAAGGAUGGCUUCCUAUGGUAUCGAAAGAUAGAGAGCAGUUGAGCAGUUGAACAUUAGAAGUAUUGGGAUGGUCUUUCUACAGCUUGUAUGAUAACUGAAUGGAUAAAACAAUAGAGACAAAAAAGACAAAAAGACAAAAUUCGUUGCAAGAUAGGUACCUAACAAGAAUGGGGGAAGGAGCCAUCUACUAUGUACACUUGAUGCUUAUCUGAAACGACCAAGUAUCUUCAUUA